Messenger RNA from Dermacentor andersoni, 2837 nucleotides. RefSeq names its product lysosomal cholesterol signaling protein-like. Lineage: Eukaryota; Metazoa; Arthropoda; Arachnida; Ixodida; Ixodidae. The record is from RefSeq and is a predicted model, not a curated record. Gene Ontology annotation, biological process: intracellular signal transduction; negative regulation of BMP signaling pathway.
GGAACAGUGGGAAGACCGGCAGCGGAAGUCCGGUGGGAAUGUUCCAUUCUUCACAUCCGGAGCGGGGGAAGGGUGAGCUUUGCGUUGCUUAAUGCACCGUUGUCCCUCCUUCUUGCUUUUCAGAUGACCCUGCUGGAGACUCCCGUGUCGUGCCUGCAUGACGCCUUCUGAAGUCGUCCCAGGCUUACCGUGAGGACUUCAUAUUUUGUGCGAACCUAAAAGGAAUUUCUGGUGACGUCCAAGCGCGCUGGCUGAUUAAGUCUUGGGACAAGCUAUGUGGGAUGCGUCCGAGGUCGCCGCCCCAGCCGCAACCCAAGGCCCGGUUCCGUGCAUUCCUAGGGUCGACCACGUGGCUUUCUCAUGGACGUUGGUGAAGUGCUUCACCGUCGUUCUCCUGGGGUUCGCCUCGGGCAAGGCUCGCUUGGUAAAAGGCCGCGAGGUGCGCGCCCUGGACCUGCUGGCCUCGCACGUGUGCCUCUCGGCGCUUCUCUUCCUCAACCUGAGCCAGCUGCGGCUGCGCGCGUUCGAGUGGCGCCUGGUGGCAGCGCUGCUUCUGGGCAAGGCUGCACUGUUCGCCCUGGUUGCGGCGGCCAGCGCUGCGCUCCCCCGCUCUUCCACGAGGCGCCGCGGAGGAGGCCGACUGGCCACCGCGGGCCUGCACGCCAUCUUCGUGACCCAAGUGAACGACUUCGGCAUCGCAUACCCGCUAGUGGAGUCUGUGUUUGGCCGGAGCCAUCCGGACUUCGCUGGUUACCUGUACCUGGUGGCACCGCUUUCUCUGGUGUUAUUCAACCCGAUCGGAUUCUUCCUGGCCGAGCUGCAAGGCCUUCGAUCGCAGCGGUGCUACACCGAUGAUGCUGUUGAGACAGCGCCCCAGAAGCAGUCGGUGGCGAGAGCAUUGUGCAAAGCGGCGGCCUGGGCGGUUUUCAAGGUGCUCUACCAUCCCCACGUCCUGUCCUCUCUGCUCGCCAUCGCCGUCAACAUUGGCCGUUCUGGAGAGCAGCUUCCGGCACCGCUGGCCGCCAUCCUCAAGCUCCUUGGAGACGCGUUCGCAGCACCCGUGCUGUUUCUGCUGGGCUACCACAUCGAGAAAGCUUUCCAGGACCCCGACGUCAGGGAGCACCUGCUUCCUGCCUUCAUCCUGAGUGCGGUGAAGUCGUUCGCUCUACCGAUGUUCCUCAAGGUGUCCGUAGAGCUUAUGCUUUACUGGAGCGAAGCGCAGGCCGGUGUCAAGGACCGGGCAAAUUUCGCUUUCCUGUACGGCUCCGCCCCGACGGCGCCCAUUGUGAUCCUGUACGCCUCUCAAAGAGCUCUGCCCGCGGGAACGCUGGCAACGGGAGUCAGCGUCUGCACCUUGCUCUCGCUGCCGGUGAUGUUCGCGACGGCCGCCGUUAUCAGCGACGAAGGACUGCCUGCUGCGGGGGUCUCGCCGCAUUUGCAAAUGAGAACUGCCCUGGCCUCCCUCGGCGGACUCAACCUCCUGGCGAGCCUGCUCGUCAUCGGACUGUUUAUGUUGACCAGAAGGACGAAGGGCCUGAUCUGCAAUGUGUUGCUGUGUCUGCUUAUCUGCGAGGUCUUCAAGUCAGCGGGCGUGUUGUUGUGGCUGCUGCACAGGCCGCACAGCCAGUGGGGUCACGUGGCCGUCUUCUUGGUGACGUGCAGCCAGUACGCAUCAAGAGCGUGGACCGCAAGCUUGGCCCUGAGUGUGUUCCUGCUCAAAUACUACAACUCUCCUGAACUGACCACGCACGUACGGAUUAUGUUCUUCGUGGCGUACGGAGUGCCGGUCAUCCUGACAGCGGCGGUUAUGAUCGGCGGCCGCCUUUUGUGCCGGCGCCAAAUCAGUGCCGAAGUGGAAGUUCCUCUAUUCUUCAACGGUGAAUGCGAGGCCGUCGCAUCUGUCGUGUUGCUAAGUGUCUGCGCAGCACUGAUAGCACUCUGUCUCUUGCAACACGCCUACGAGCGAGCGCUGAAGACGUCCUUCUUCGAGUGCUGCUGCUGCCGUUCGAGAAGCGGCUUUGGGGCUGGACUUGAGAACCAGUACUAUGAAAAGGCGCCGCCUGCUCGCAAGUACGGCGAAACACUCGACAAGAGAAGCCUACUCGGAACUACAGCACGGGUUCGCUUCAACUUGCCGCCUUCUGGACACGUGUCUUGGCCCGGAAAAGACGACGGCGCUUCUGCGAAGACGUUCGAACCUGAAGACGACGUGCGGGGACUCACGCUCCUGAUAGCAGUGCUCUUCAUUUCAAUAUUGAUCGGGAUAUUUGUGACUUACGGGAGGCUCUUUCUUGGAGUCCCGUACGGUAUUUUUAGAGUUCUCCAACUCGUUGAUGCAACGCUUAGCCUCGGCCAGGGGAUGCUUGUCUUACUGACGUGCGGACUGGAAGGAAAGCUGCUUAGUGAGGCGAAAGCACGGGUCCUGCUUUUACUGCGAAUCGCGGGUAAACGGAGGCACCCCAAGGAGCGGACCGUCUCUGCCGGAUUAAGGAACGUGAACGAAAUAGCCUGCCGCCAGUUCAACGUCUACCAUCGACGUGCCUUCGAGGAGUUCUUGGACGAGACCGAAGCUGGUGUUCCAAUGUCUCUGGCUCGAUCCGGCUUCCACGGACACCGACUUGUGGACUGGCUAUUGGAUGCGGGCCUGGUUAGGAGCCGCGAUGAAGGCGUAGUUUACGGAAGGCGCUUGCUGGAAGGAGGCCUUCUAGUACACAUGGAGCGUGGCAUGCACUUCUACGACGGGCCGUACGACUACAUCUUCGUGUUUUAAGGUUUCGGCGUAUAUCGAAGGACGCUGCGCAAGAGUGCUUGCCAAUAAAGAAUUCCCCUUUUCUUUA